CAUAUUUCCUUUCCCUCUCAAUUCUACAACCUUCAACAUUAAUGGCUCGUCUCAGUCUUUUCAUACUGCUUCUACUACUCUCUCUAGUUUGCAUUACGGGCGCGGAGAAACCAGCUAGGUUUCCAAGACGCUCCCGGUCUCGGGCCUACAUCGAAAACGCAUGCACUAAGACCCUUUAUCCAUCCCUGUGCAUCCAAUACCUAUCAGUCUCUGCAAACUCAAUGACAAUACAAACUCCACAGCAACUAGCCCAAGCUGCCUUAUCCGUGAGCCUAUACAAGGCCCUCCAAACAAGAACAUUCAUGUUGAAAGUGGUUAAGGAGCUCAAGGCAAGGAAAUCCAAGGAUUACCAAGCAGUGAAAGACUGCUUAGAUCAAAUUGGUAAUAGCGUGGAUCAACUUAGUCAAUCAGUUAGAGAGCUCCAUCGCUUGGAACGCCCAGAUGCUGAAGGAGGUGAUAACGUCUUUUGGCACAUAAGUAAUGUUGAAACUUUUGUAAGCUCUGCCAUGACUGAUGCUAGCACUUGUUUGGAUGGGUUUCCGGGGAGGAAUAUGGACAAGUCAAGGGCCAUGAUUAAGGCCAAGGUUUUGAACGUGGCUCAGACUGCUAGCAAUGCAUUAGCCCUGUUUCACCGGUAUGCUGCAAAGUACAAGCCAUAAGUCUAGAUGUAAUUAAGCUUUGCUUAUGUUUCUGGAUCAAACUUUGUAGGUCAACAUUUCUUAUUGUGUAAUAUAUAUAGAUGCAUGCACGAAAGUGUUCAAAGGAGGCAUUUGUGAGUGUGAGUUCUGUGAAUUUCUUGUAAAGUUAUAUACAAAGUGAAAGUAAAACAAAUUCCAUUUAAGAA
Molecule: messenger RNA, 844 nt
Organism: Populus nigra (black poplar)
Lineage: Eukaryota; Viridiplantae; Streptophyta; Magnoliopsida; Malpighiales; Salicaceae
Product: pectinesterase inhibitor 9-like
Exons: 1
Coding region: 42-659 (205 amino acids)
Biological process (GO): negative regulation of catalytic activity
Molecular function (GO): enzyme inhibitor activity
Source: RefSeq, a predicted model, not a curated record